UCCCAGUAGCAGAGCGGAGUCUCUGGCCUUAACGCGUCUGGGAACCUUCACUUUCCCUCACUGGGCUAAGGCAUCAUGAGUUGUCAGAUCUCGUGCAAAUCUCGAAGAGGAGGAGGAGGUGGAGGAAGAUUCCGGGGCUUCAGCAGUGGCUCAGCCGUGGUCUCCGGUGGGAGCCGGAGAUCGGCCACUAGCUUCUCCUGCUUGAGCCGCCAUGGCGGUGGCGGAGGGGGCUUCGGUGGAGGCGGCUUUGGCAGUCGGAGCCUUGUUGGUCUUGGAGGCACCAAGAGCAUCUCCAUUAGUGUGGCUGGAGGAGGUGGAAGCUUCGGCUCCGGUGGUGGAUUUGGUGGCAGAGGAGGUGGCUUUGGAGGCGGCAGCGGCUUUGGAGGCGGCAGUGGCUUUGGUGGAGGCAGCGGCUUUGGAGGCGGCGGUCUCGGUGGAGGCGGCUUCGGCGGCGGCCGCUUUGGAGGUGGCGGUGGCUUUGGAGGUUUUGGGGGUCCUGGUGGCAUGGGGCCUGGAGGAUUCCCUGGUGGAGGCAUCCACGAAGUCUCUGUCAACCAGAGCCUCCUGCAGCCUCUCAACGUGAAAGUUGACCCAGAAAUCCAGAAUGUGAAGUCUCGGGAGCGGGAGCAGAUCAAAACUCUCAACAACAAAUUUGCCUCUUUCAUUGACAAGGUGCGGUUCCUGGAGCAGCAGAACCAGGUACUGCAGACCAAAUGGGAGCUGCUACAGCAAAUAGACGUCAGCACCCGCACCACCAACCUGGAGCCCAUCUUUCAAAUGUACAUUGCCAAACUGAAGAAAUAUGUGGAUACGCUGUCUGCAGAGAGAACAUCACAAGAUUCAGAGCUGAACAACAUGCAAGAUCUUGUUGAGGAUUUUAAGAAGAAGUAUGAGGAUGAAAUCAACAAGCGCACAGCUGCUGAGAAUGAUUUUGUGACACUUAAAAAGGACGUGGACAAUGUCUACAUGACCAAGGUGGAGCUGCAGGCCAAGACAGAUGUGCUGAAUCAGGAGCUUGAGUUCAUGAAAUUCCUUUUUGAUGCGGAGCUGUCCCAGAUGCAGCAGAGUAUCACCGACACCAGCGUUGUCUUGUCCAUGGACAACAACCGCAGCCUGGACCUGGACAGCAUCAUCUCCGAGGUCCGUGCCCAGUAUGAGGAGAUCGCCCAGAAGAGCAAGGCAGAGGCCGAGGCCCUGUACCACAGCAAGUACGAGGAGCUCCAGAUUACUGCAGGGAAACACGGAGACAGCCUGAAGGAGGUCAAGAUGGAGAUCAGUGAGCUGAACCGCAUGAUCCAGAGGCUGCAAGGGGAGAUCGCCCAUGUGAAGAAGCAGUGUAAGACUGUGCAAGAAGCCAUUGCGGAUGCGGAGCAGAAAGGAGAGCAUGCCCUCAAAGAUGCUCAGGGCAAGCUCUCUGACCUUGAGGACGCCCUGCAGCAGGCCAAGGAGGACCUGGCCCGGCUGCUGAAGGACUACCAGGAGCUGAUGAACGUGAAGCUGGCCCUGGACGUGGAGAUCGCCACCUACCGCAAGCUGCUGGAGGGCGAGGAGUGCAGGAUGUCUGGAGACCUCAGUAGCAACGUGACUGUGUCUGUGACAAGCAGCACUGUGUCUUCGAGCAUGACAUCUAAGGCCGGCUUUGGCUCUGGAGGCAGAGGAUCCGGUUCUAGAGUAGGAGGAUACAGCUCUGGAAGUGGCAGUUACAGCUCUGGAGGCAGAGGAUCAAGCUCCCGAGGGGGCAGUGGAGGGGGCUAUGGCUCUGGAGGGGGCUCCAGAGGUGGAUCCAGCUCUGGAGGGGGCUAUGGCUCUGGAGGGGGCUCCAGAGGCGGAUCCAGCUCUGGAGGGGGCUAUGGCUCUGGAGGCGGCUCCAGAGGGGGCUCCGGCUCUGAAAAGGGUGGUUCUGGCUCAGGUGAAGGUUACAGUUCCAGCGUGACCUUCUCUUUUAGAUAAAGAUGGAGUCCUACUCUCGAUUCUGCCGCUUUAGAAUGUAGAAGCCUGUCUCUGUACAUCCCAUUGGCAGCAAAUCAAACCUUGUCCUCCACCCCUGAUGACAUUUUGGGGGAAAGGGUUGCUCACAUAUGGUUUUUGAAAUAUCUUCUCUCCGAACCAGUUGAUUGGAGCCAGUGACACCCUCUGCCCCCCCCCCCCCGCCCCCCCAGGAAGAAGCUGCAUCGCCCAGGCUUGUACUUCCAGCCAUGCCCCCUUGCCUGGCCCCUCCUUGCAUUGCCCCUUUGGUGGUCCUCCUCCUGAGGACUACACUGUUGAGGGCCCCAUCUCAAAGCCUGCGUCUUUCUCGUGGGCCUGCCCCCCAGGGAAACAUGUUUCUGUGUAUAUAGCCCACCUUGUUGGCUUUGCAUCUAAAGUGCUGUGGUCUUGGUGUCUGCACAAUAAACUUCAUCUGCAAUUUAUAA
Molecule: messenger RNA, 2411 nt
Organism: Neofelis nebulosa (Clouded leopard)
Lineage: Eukaryota; Metazoa; Chordata; Mammalia; Carnivora; Felidae
Gene: KRT2
Product: keratin 2
Exons: 9
Coding region: 76-1950 (624 amino acids)
Biological process (GO): intermediate filament organization; keratinization
Cellular component (GO): keratin filament
Molecular function (GO): structural constituent of skin epidermis
Source: RefSeq, a predicted model, not a curated record